Anopheles aquasalis is the source of this 2442-nucleotide messenger RNA. Its product is annotated as intraflagellar transport protein 88-like protein nompB. The record is from RefSeq and is a predicted model, not a curated record. NCBI's taxonomy places the organism in Eukaryota, Metazoa, Arthropoda, Insecta, Diptera, Culicidae. Gene Ontology annotation, biological process: non-motile cilium assembly; intraciliary transport. Gene Ontology annotation, cellular component: non-motile cilium; centriole; ciliary basal body. Gene Ontology annotation, molecular function: kinesin binding.
AUGCAGUCCAACUACGAUGAUGAUAUUUACGGUGGUUUCAGUACCGGAGUGACCAAUAAGUUGUUUAAUUACGAUGCCAAGGAGGACCAGGCAUUCCAGAAUGCCGUUCGUACGUCCAGCUACGGCAAGAAGGCGACGACACCAAAGUUCUUCUGGAACGGUGACAAAAUUGGUUCGGCCGAACCGACUACGGCCAUGGCACGACCUUCGACCGCAAUUCGUCCCGUCGGCUACUCAUCCCACAGCUCCAAACUGUUCGAUCCGCUAAACCAGGCCGCCAAAAAGAUCGUCGUCAUGGAGACGAAGAAAGAGGAAACACCUGAGCAACGCUACAAGAAUCUCGAGACGAAGAUCUACGCGUUGCUGGAGGAAUCCAUCGUUGCCAGUACUGGGCCGAAACCGGAUAUGGCGAGUGCGCUGGCAAAGGCCAAAGAAGCUUCUUCGCUCGAUCGGACGCUGCUCCGAAUGCGGGAUCAGGAUGGUGGCACGUAUACGCACAAUUUCGAUCUGACCUUCUUCGUGCUGUUCAAUCUGGCCAACGUGUACGCCAAGAACGAGAUGUACAUCGAGGCCCUCAACACGUACACGCUGAUGACGAAGAACAAAAUGUUCCCGAACGUGAACCGCCUCAAGAUCAACAUGGGCAACAUCUACUUUCAGCUGGGGCUCUACACGAAAGCGAUCAAGAUGUACCGCAUGGCGCUUGAUCAGGUGCCGGGCAAUCAGAAGGAGCUGCGACUGAAGAUCACGCACAAUAUUGGCAUUCUGUUCAUCCGCAUGGGUCAGUACUCGGAUGCGGCCACUAGCUUUGAGUUCAUCAUGUCGGAAAAGGGCGAUCUGAAGACGGGGCUGCACCUUAUCCUUUGCUACUACGCGCUAGGUGAUGUGGAGAAGAUCAAGCACGCUUUUCAAUUGCUGCUGGACAUUCAAAUCGACUACAAUGAGGAGGAAAAGCUGUUCCAGGCAAACUCAAACCCAUCGUAUGAGUACAUUAACGAGCUGAUCAAAUCGGAUGAGUUGCACAACUAUGAACGGAAGCUGCGACAGCUGGCUGAGAAGAACAUUCUUAUUUCGGCCAACCUCAUCUCCACCAUCAUCGACGAUUAUUUCAACGAUGGAUACAGCUGGUGUGUGGAGACGAUCAAAAACUCCUACUUCUCGACGCUGGCUACCGAUCUGGAACUGAAGAAGGCAGUCAUUUAUCUGAAACAGGACGACUUUCAACAGGCUAUCGACACGCUCAAGUACUUUGAGAAGAAGGAAUCCAACAUUGCCAUCAAUGCGGCCAUUAACUUGAGUUUCAUUUACAUUUUAAAAAAGGAUGUUGCUGCUGCUGAAACGUAUGCGGAGGCGGCCAAAAAGAUCGAUAGCUACUGCCCGGCGGCGUUCAUCAAUAGUGGCGUUUGCUUUAUGAUGAAAAAUGAUUACGAAUCGGCCAAACUUAUGUUUACGAGCGCACUGGACAUUGAUUCCACCUCCUUCGAAGCGCUGUACAAUAUUGGGCUGAUCUUUUCAAAGCUUGCCGAUCACAACAGUGCACUGCUGUACUUUCGUAAAAUCAUUUCUAGUCUCGGUCACGAGCAGCAUCCUGAGGUCCUGUAUCAGAUUGCACAUCAGUACGAUCUGCUCGGCGAUGUUAGUACUGCCCUCGAGUACUACCUUCAGCUGUUGAGCGUGGUGCAGCAGGAUCACAAGAUCAUCCAACGUAUCGGAGAGCUGUACGAGGCCGAUAACGAGCGGCAGCAGGCGUACCACUAUCAUCACGAAUCGUACCGUAUCUAUCCGAUCGAGGCUAGCGUUAUCAACUGGCUCUGUUCACACUACAUCGAGCUGCAAGUGGUCGAAAAGGCUAUCGGAUUUUACGAAAAGGCCGUCCUAAGAAACCCCCAGGAUCCGUACUAUCUGCUACGCAUUGCCGGCUGCUAUCGGCGUAUCGGGAAUCAGCAAAAGUCGAUGCAGCUCUUUCGCAUGAUCCAUGAGCACUAUCCGGAAAAUACGGAUUGUUUGCGGGCCUUGAUGCAUCUGAAUCAGUCACAGGGCAACAGCGAGGCAUACGAGAAAUACGCCAGCGAGCUGCAGAAGCUGGAAAAACAGAAGGAAGUUCGUCAGCGGAUUGGUACCGGGCGGGCACCGACAUCAGGAAACUCUCGUAUUUCGAGCGGUGAUUACGGUGUGCGUACGGGCAGUGCAGUAGUCACCCAUGAAGGCUACCAAGCACCGGGAACGGCUUCUGGGCACCAUGGAACGGCGAGCGCAGGCAAGAGUGCCGAUGUAUCGCCCGAUUACAGUAACAGCUUUCCGCAGGGCGCUUAUGCUUACGGAGAUCCGCUAGGUCCGCCCCAGGAACGCCCACGAACUGGUGUCCGUCGGAAUCAUACGUUUGAAGAUGAGUCGGACGAGGAAAUCAAUACCUACGAUCUGCUACCGAUGUAACAGACGGAA